CAUGCGCACACGACGCGUCCGCCGCCUCUUCAGAGUUUCUUGUGAUGGAUGUUUUGGUUCUUUCUGGUGGUCGUGGUAUAUCGGUGGAUGUUGGCUGCGGACCGCACCACUUCUCUUCUGUUCCUGCUUCUCUCGUGUCUCUGGACCUGCGGCUCGUGAUGGAGAAGAUGUCCCGACAGACGAGUUUCCUUCCUGCGGCGCCGCACGGAGUCCUGAGGUCUCUGCUGGAGAAGCCGCUGCGCCACGGAGCUUUCAGCAAGGAGCAUGAGAAGGAGAAGAGCCUGGAGGAGGAGCUCAGCGCCCCGCAGUCGGCCUUCCUGGGCCCCACGCUGUGGGACAAGACGCUGCCCUAUGACGGAGACACGUUCCAGCUGGAGUACAUGGACCUGGAGGAGUUCCUGUCAGAGAACGGCAUCCCCUCCAGUCCCUCCCACCACCACCACAACCACAACCAGCACCAAUCACAGGCCCCGCCACGCCAGCCGCCAAUCAUGCCCCCGGCCCCACCCCCGCCGUCGUCCUUGGUGAUGGACCUGAGCAGCCACGCCUCCACCACGAGCGUCGUCUCCCACCCGACCUGCCUGCACAGCAGCCCAGCGAGAGCAGGCCUCCCGAGCUCCAGAACCACUCCCAGCCCCAUCGACCCGGACUCCAUCCAGGUCCCCGUCGGCUACGAGCCCGACCCUGUGGACCUGGCUCUGUCCAGCGUCCCGGGACAGGAGAUGUUCGACCCGCGCAAAUGCAAGUUCUCCGCCGAGGAGCUGAAACCGCAGCCAAUGAUCAAAAAGGCUCGAAAGAUCUUCAUCCCCGAAGACCUGAAGCAGGACGACAAAUACUGGGCCAGGCGCCGGAAGAACAACGUGGCAGCGAAGCGGUCCCGGGACGCCAGGCGGCUCAAGGAGAACCAGAUCGCCACCCGGGCCGGUUUCCUGGAGAAGGAGAACUCGGCUCUGAGGCAGGAAGUGGUCGACCUGAGGAAGGAGCUGGGACGCACCAAGAACGUCCUGCUCAAGUACGAGGCGCAGCACAGGCUGCUGUGAGGACACACACCGUCCACGUGUACACACACACACACACACACACCGACCUUUCACCUCCACACACUCUGUCCACCGACCAAUCAGACGACGACGUACUUUGCACGAUGGGUUUUUCAUAAACAUUUAACUCACAGGAAUAUUGAUCAUGAUUUUCUUGCUGCUGUUGAAAAUCUCAUGGCGACAAAACCUAAAUAUUCUACAAGAUCAAAACCAGCAUCACUUCCUGUCUGAGGCUCCGAGCUGCUGGUCAUUGGUUCCUACUGGAGAUGAUAAGCUUUGAACACACAUUUAUAGUUUGAUUUAAAAAAACAGAAACUAGUUUUUAUCAUAUAAACAGGAAGUAGUGCAUUUGCUGGGGACUAUUUUCAGCGGCGGAUUAAUCCACAUUUGCGUGUGUGUUGAUGGUUUGGACACACACACACACACUCAUUAGAAAAAAUUCCGUCCGAUCCUUUAAAUAACAACAACACAUUUCAUUGUUGUUGUUAUUUUGCUUUAUGGAUUUCGAUUUUCCCCCUCUUUUCGAGUCAUAAAAACAAAACCGUCAUAAUUUUCCUGAUUUCCCAGGUGACUUUUGUCACAUAUUUCCAUGGCAACAGUCGCCCCCCCCCCCCCCCCCCCCCCCCACACACACACACACACACACACACACGGGCCCUGUGGACUCCUCUUCCUCAUCACCGCCCACCUGACGUCUGAUGAUGUCACUGCCAGCCCCUCACAGACUCCGACCCCAGCAGGUGUACCCCCCCCCCCACAAUGCACCUGUUCAUGUGUACAUACCUGACGACUCUGUGUACGAAUGUAGUGCGAUUGCCUCCUAUUGGCCAAUCGGCCUCAGUCCCUCCCGUCAGGACGGACUUUUACCUGGCUCCUGUGGAUAUUUAUGAAAAGUGAAAAUAUCCAUCUCACACUUUACGAGGCAAACUUUUUUAUAUGUCGUGCCCUGAAAUGCCAAGAGAAACUUACAGCGACUGCACAUCAGCUAUUUUUUUCUCAUUAAUAUGUCAAGUCAACAUUUCCCCGUUUAUUUCGUUUAAACCUCGUCACUUCCUGUUUGUCGGAGGCGACGUUUCCGCUCAUGCUCUGACACGUCGCUGACACGCGUCACAGGUGACGUCACAGGUGAUGUCACACGGAUGACGUCACAGGUGAUGUCACGCGGAUGACGUCACAGGUGAUGUCACGCGGAUGACGUCACAGGUGAUGUCACACGGAUGACGUCACAGGUGAUGUCAC
Scophthalmus maximus (turbot) is the source of this 2279-nucleotide messenger RNA. Its product is annotated as hepatic leukemia factor-like. NCBI's taxonomy places the organism in Eukaryota, Metazoa, Chordata, Actinopteri, Pleuronectiformes, Scophthalmidae. The transcript is spliced from 4 exons. Gene Ontology annotation, molecular function: RNA polymerase II cis-regulatory region sequence-specific DNA binding; DNA-binding transcription factor activity, RNA polymerase II-specific. The coding region runs from base 45 to 1040 and encodes 331 amino acids. Gene Ontology annotation, biological process: regulation of transcription by RNA polymerase II. The record is from RefSeq and is a predicted model, not a curated record. Gene Ontology annotation, cellular component: nucleus.